This is a messenger RNA of Porites lobata, 2626 nucleotides long. The record is from the annotation of a GenBank genome assembly. Lineage: Eukaryota; Metazoa; Cnidaria; Anthozoa; Scleractinia; Poritidae.
AUGGAGGAAACAGCACAAGGAAGACAAAUGAGAGGACGGUUUAUGUCAAACUAUGGUCUUAAAACCUACACGCCAGAACAAAUUAAGGAACAAUGGAGAGAGAGUAUGAAGGUACUGGUGAAUUUCUCUUUGAACUAAAUCGUUCAAACUGUUAGACGUGAUCUCUUUUGUUAGUUAAGUAAAUAUCAACGGUGAAUUGCAAGAACUAAAAGAGAGCGCCAAAUGAAUGGUUCCUUUUGGGUUCAAGAAAGCAAGAAAGUUUACAGAUUUUUUAAAGUCAUCUCAGCUUCUCAAACUCAUUAAUAAUUCAUUAAGAAAAUACAAAGGAAAUUAAUGUUUAAUGAGUGUGUGGAAAUCGGAUGAAACACUGCUUAGUAUUUGCAUCCUUAAUUUCUCCUUCAAAAAUGAUUUUGUUCGAGAAGAAAUAUCAAACAUUCGACACAGUGUUUCAUCACCAGAUGAAACACCUCGAAGUUCGUCAAAAAUACUCCGCUGCGCGUCGUAUUUUCAACUCUCUUCUCGGUGUUUCAUCUGGUGAUGAAACACUGCAUCUCAUUUUUGAUAUAUUACUUGAAACAUUAUAAAACCGAUAAGCUAAUGUGCGGCUUACUUUAUUUCUCACGUUCCUUUAGCAAAUCUAACUGGGUUUAACUUUCAUUUCUGAUUCAUUGCAAACGUUUCGACUCUAAGAUUUACUGUAAGUUUUUUCCCGCUACACUUAAUGAUCUUUGUGCCCUUGAUGUUAGAUAUGUUCAGUUUUGCCACUGACCUAAAUAUGAUAACACAGUUCCGGUCCUUUCAACUUUCAACUGCUUCAAUUUGUUUCAGAGAGAAAACCGCCUAAGAGACGCUCACCUCAUUACGUCGAGCUGCAGUGAAGAGUUGACUAAAGCUUGGAAAACUAAUUUUUCAAGGCAUUUUUCUUCCGACUCAGCGGUGCAAAACUACUUUAACACGAACAAACAGGUAUUAGAUCUAGAUGAUGUGGUAGUUGGUACUGGAUGCUUUGAAGCUUGUGCAAGACAGUUAUCAAGGAUUAAUGGAGCCAUUGUACUGAUUGUAGCCACUCAAAGUUUAGUUAUUGAGAGACAACAAUCAAACGAAACUGUGAAUCAAAAUUUGAAGAGAAUUUACAAUACUCUCAACAAACUCAGCGCGGGAACUCUUACAAGCAAGUCAUAGUCACGACAGAGAAAAUGGCGCUGAAUGGGUGUGAGAUAUUUAGCCCUUGAAUAGUUAGACAUUGCAAAGCAUAAUUAAAGUAAUUACUAAAGCUUUUUCACUUUUAGUACAUCAUUGAAUGCUUUGUUUCUUUUAACUUUAAGCAUGACAGAGUGUCAAACUACGACCGAACAUUCCAUAUCAAAUCUGGUUACUGCAGUAAACUUCAUCGUGACGACAGAGAACAUACUCGUGGUCUAAAUGUUAAUGCUGAGGUUGGUGUUUUUGUUUGCUUUCAUUUUGAGCUGUUCUACCGCUUCUAUUGACAAACACCUAUAACAAUUUAGAAACUCUAGAAAGAAUAAUAUCCGCCAUUCGUUUGGCAACAAUACCUAUGACAGGGAGACGAUCAAGCCAAUUUUUCAAAUCGGCAUUUGUCCUUGGGGUCCAAAUAGUGAAAUUUUGGUACGAACUAGUCUCAAGAAAGUGAUCUGUCUUAGAGGACUAUAACCCAUUUCUGGUAUCCUGAUUCUUACGUAGGUUCACUUUCGUGAAUUCACCAUUUUCACAUCGACCAUUAUGCUCCUUGUUUACCCCUGCCCCAAACAUUUUAUCACUUGUUUUAUACCAGCCUGGUUCAAGGACCAGACUAACCAUGAAUGGGAAUUGACACAAAGAGAAUUCUAGGGCCAAGCGAUGUUUCCUCCCUACCCAAAUUAACCCUCAGCCCAUGAAAGAUAUACAUUAGGUGUGGUCAUUUGACUUAGAAGGUUACGUCCCAACAUGAGAGAAUAAUUGGACAGAGAGGAAGACGUCAAGUCUAGCCCCUUGGGAUAUGAGAAUUUCACCAGAGUUAUUUUUAGAUCCAUUAAGCGAGGUUCGCAAACUUUUUUCAGUGUUGCCAGGAGAGAAUUCAACUGUCGUCAUCACAAUAUUCUGCACAUUAUUCUUGCUUUUAGGCAGUUGCGCGUGGACUCUAUGACGUUUCAAUCAAUCGAUUAAAAUAUGCGGACGUCUCAGAAAAUACUCUUCUUUUUAAUCACAACCUCUAAAUAUAACUUAAGUGAAAUUCACACAUCCCGGACAACGCCCUAAGAUUCCAUCUCUGUCCUAUUAUUCUCUCUUGGUCACAAAUGGUUUUAGCCUGUCUACAGACGCCCCCUCCCGUCCUCCUUCCCUUGGGUAGGGGGCCUCUGUACCCAGGCUAAUGGUUCUUGUACCUCCCACGAGAGUUUUUGUUGUUUCAGCCCUAGUUCAGAAGUGUCAUCAGGCACAUAGGAGCCAUGUACUUAUGUCUUAUUUAAAUCUCUGCUUAUAGGAACAAAUCAAGGCGGUUCCAGUUUUAAGCUCUUCUCUUUAUGGUCAUCGACCUCCGCUGGAAAAGCCGUCCCGACGACACGUGCGGGUGGCUACUGUGAAGCGAGAUUUUUACAGGCACAGUGGAACGAACAUACCUUUAUUUUAA